GUGCAAGUAAUCCUCCGGUUGUGCCUAUCCGAAUGCGGAGAAGCUCCAACCUUCCAAGUUCCAACGUACGCAAAUGAUAAACCAGACUGACAUUUUUUUCGAACCCACUUCGGCGGGAAACUUAGGUAGGCCGUAGGCUGGCUUAGCUCUCCCUCGUCAGGUCAAUAUUACAUCUUUUCUAGUAAACAGAGUGAAGAGAACUCGAAGAAAUAUGGAAGAAACCAGAAGCCGAGCAACUGCCGAAGAAGCAGAAGAAGGUCCAGCGAUAGGAAUCGAUCUGGGAACCACAUACUCAUGUGUCGGAGUUUGGCAGCCUCACCAGGACCGGGUUGAGAUCAUCUCCAACGAUUUAGGCAACCGUACGACGCCGUCAAUGGUUGCAUUUAACGAUGUCCAGCGCCUCAUCGGCGAAGCUGCCCAGAACCAGGCCGCGAAGAAUCCGUCCAAUACCAUCUUCGAAGUGAAGAGGCUAAUUGGUAGAAGUUUUGUUGAUGCAACGGUACAAAAUGACGUGAAAAACUGGCCAUUUAAAGUGAUUGCUGGCCCUGAUGGAAAGAAACCCAUGAUAGCCGUCACUUUCAAGGGCGAAAAGAAGCUAUUUGGUGCUGAGGAGAUAUCUUCAAUGAUCCUCCAUAAGAUGAAGACUAUUGCAGAGGCUUACCUAGGCAAACAAGUAAAAAAUUCUGUCAUCACGGUUCCUGCUUACUUCAAUGAUGUCCAGCGUCAAUCAACAAAAGAUGCUGGUCUGAUUGCUGGACUUAAUGUCUUGCGUAUUAUCAAUGAGCCCACGGCUGCUGCAUUUGCCUAUGGCAUUGACAAGAAAAAAAUUGGAAGUGCUGAUUCCGCUCUAAAUAACAUCCUGGUUUUUGAUCUUGGUGGUGGGACUUUCGAUGUAUCUAUCGUCACAAUAGAGAAGGAUGCCUGUGAAGUUAAAGCUGUGAAUGGGGACACUCACCUGGGGGGAGUCGAUUUCAGUAACAGAAUGGUGAGCCACUUUGUGGCCGAGUUUAAUAGGAAGCACCAUAAAGACAUUAGUAAAAAUCUUAAGGCUCUUGCGCGGCUGAGAGCAGCAUGUGAAAGGGCCAAGAGAAUCCUGUCUUCAGCUUCAGAAACGUUAAUCAAUAUUGAGUGUCUGUUUGAGGGCAUAGACUUCUCUUCGACCAUCACCCGUGCACGGUUUGAGAAUAUGAAUGUGGAUUUGUUUGAAAAUUGUAUUGAGACUGUUGAGAAGUGUUUAAAGGAUGCCAAAAUGAAGAAGCUUGACAUUCAUGAUGUUGUACUUGUUGGUGGGUCCACCCGGAUCCCAAUGGUUCAAGAAUUGCUACAAGAUUUCUUCCAUGGCAAGCAGCUCUGCAAAAAUGUAAAUCCGGAUGAGGUUGUGGCCUAUGGAGCAGCUUUUCAUGCUGCAACCCUGACUCGUGCCUGCUUCGGUAAGAAUAAGGAUGCUGUGCUUAAGGACGUUUGUCCUUUAUCUCUUGGUAUUGAGGAGGAUAACGGUGAAGUGUUUGUUGUGAUUCCAAGGAAUACCCCCAUCCCUACAAAGAUGACAAUGCGCACAGGAACUGCUAUUGACUACCAAAACGCUGUUUGUUUCCCUGUGUACGAGGGAGAGAUGUCCAUAGCAAAAGAAAACAACUUCUUGGGUGAAUUUUUCAUUUAUGGCAUUCCACCAGCAUCAAAAGGUAAGGCUUUGUUCAAAGUUGAUUUCGAGAUUGAUGCUGAUGGCAUAUUGACUGUAUCUGCAAAAUUAGAGGGAAGCAAAAAGAGGAACCAAAUCACUAUAACCAAUCACAGCGGGAGGUUGUCAAAGGAGGAUAUUGACCGGAUGGUUAAGGAGGCAGAGGAUUACAAGGCUCAAGAGGAGGAGUACAAGAAGGCAAUGGAUGCUAAAAAUGCUUUGGAGAAUCUCAUUCACCACACAGGAGGCUGUUUAAUGGGGGUUAGGACAAAGGCCUCCAGGAUUAGUUUGAAAAGUGCAAUUGACAAUACAGCGCGAUGGUUGGAGUGGAAUAACCUGCUUGGUGAUGCUCACAAGUUUGAGGAAAAGAUGAAAGAGCUUAAGAGCAUCUAUGAGUCUGCUAUUUCCCAGAUGCAGCAUCAGCAGGGAAGUGACACAAUUGUCCAGCCUGAGGUCAUUGACUUAUCAGACUAGCAGACGCUAAUGAACCUUGAAGGUCGAGUUUAUUGUGAAACUUUUACACCUUUUGGGAUGGCAGUGUGCUGAUACAGUUUCCUCUUUUUGAUAGUCUAGUGUUGCAAUAGCUACCCUAUUUCAAUGAUCAUAAUAAUUUAUAAAUUAGUCCCUACAUACAGAAGUAUCGAACCAAGAUACGCACCACAAUGGCAAUGUAUAUCUUAUUGUUUAGUACCGUACUUGAGAAUAAAUAAUGUUGGAAGAAGCAGCUGUGAAUAUGGGAGUGCUCUGCUGGAUCUGGAAACUAACCUCCCUUUUUGUAUGGACCAAAGAAAGUAGUCUUUCUUCCAUCGAUGCUUUAAUGUUAACAGUUCAUGAAGCUUGGCUUGUUGUACUAUAACAAUGUAUCACUGGGAUAAGUUGCAAACCCCAAACAGGGUAAGUUUCCG
This is a messenger RNA of Cuscuta epithymum, 2583 nucleotides long. NCBI's taxonomy places the organism in Eukaryota, Viridiplantae, Streptophyta, Magnoliopsida, Solanales, Convolvulaceae. The record is from the annotation of a GenBank genome assembly.